Staurois parvus is the source of this 543-nucleotide messenger RNA. The record is from the annotation of a GenBank genome assembly. Lineage: Eukaryota; Metazoa; Chordata; Amphibia; Anura; Ranidae.
UGUCCCAUCAUUGGUGUCAGUGGGAGGAAUAGUGUCCCAUCAUUGGUGUCAGUGGGAGGAAAAGUGCCCCAUCAUUGGUGUCAGUGGGAGGAACAGUGUCCCAUCAUUGGUGUCAGUGGGAGGAACAGUGCCCCAUCAUUGGUGUCAGUGGGAGGAAUAGUGCCCCAUCAUUGGUGUCAGUGGGAGGAACAGUGCCCCAUCGUAGGUGUCAGUGGGAGGAACAGUGUCCCAUCAUUGGUGUCAGUGGGAGGAACAGUGUCCCAUCAUUGGUGUCAGUGGGAGGAACAGUGCCCCAUCAUUGGUGUCAGUGGGAGGAACAGUGCCCCAUCAUUGGUGUCAGUGGGAGGAACAGUGCCCCAUCAUUGGUGUCAGUGGGAGGAACAGUGCCCCAUCAUUGGUGUCAGUGGGAGGAACAGUGCCCCAUCAUUUGUGUCAGUGGGAGGAACAGUGCCCCAUCAUUGGUGUCAGUGGGAGGAACAGUGCCCCAUCAUUGGUGUCAGUGGGAGGAACAGUGCCCCAUCAUUGGUGUCAGUGGGAGGAAUA